Messenger RNA from Ylistrum balloti, 609 nucleotides. RefSeq lists its product as uncharacterized. The transcript has 4 exons. Bases 1 to 609 code for a protein of 202 amino acids. Lineage: Eukaryota; Metazoa; Mollusca; Bivalvia; Pectinida; Pectinidae. The record is from RefSeq and is a predicted model, not a curated record.
AUGGAUAUCAGGUCAUUCCUGCUAUUUGUGGUAAUGUUGAGCGUAAUGCAACAGGGUCCGGCGAUAUACAGCGACCUUGUUUGCGUGGAGCCCGAACCAGGAUAUGUCCAAAGAUUUUACCACUAUUUCUCCGCAUCGGAAUUCGAGAAAGCUUGUCCAACAACUGCCGAUAUUACACUGCAAAUUGGAAACGAGAUCAUGUGUAGUCUCUUCUGUACUCUUGUAAGCCUACUGUUAAGGAACGCUCCAGCUAUCGGGAAGUGUAUCAAAAAGGGAUACUCAACCGUGAUGUCGAUGAUCCAUGAAUGGAGGACGUGUCCGUCACGUUGUCCUCACUGCGGAACUGUCCCAUGUCAGGCUAAAAGAAGGUCCUUGUGGAAGCCCUCUGGAUGUCGGAAGAGGGAUAAAGCCAAUUUCGCCGAGCGGGCAAAAGCAAUGGAAUUGUUCAACUAUGGACUUGAAUUAUCCGUGGUGUUGACUAAGGAGCUUCCCAGAAAUGACCUUUACUGGCAGAGGAAAUUCUGUCACCAGUUUGAAGAGAAGCACAUGGUGCUGUUUCCACUUUGUAUCCAGCGCCAGAUCAACUAUUGGUACCCAGUUCCCCGAUAG